AUGGCCAUGUACAAACACUCGUACGACUUGAACGAAGAGUAUAGACGCACCCAGUCGCAGAUCUACGGGCUCCAAGAGACGAUUUUGAACUCUGCUAAGAACGCCAGCGGCAGCGGCAAACUCAAAAGUGCUGCAGAUACGCUCCGGCAGCGUUUCAAUGAGCCGGAACAUACGAGUGUAGGCUGUGACAAAGUGCUGCAGUGUGUGAAGAAUAAGUAUGGUCCGGCGCCUAGCAGAGUAUUGGCCACGCUGGAGUACCAUCCGUACCACAGUGGCGGGCCGCUGAGGAAAGAACUGCCGGCGGUGCCGGCAGAGAUUCAGAGUUCCUUCUCGCUGGCGAUGCCCAGACCGUUCCUGCCAGGCUUCUCCGAGGAACACAUCAACCAGCUGGUCACGAUUCAAGUCUCGUACGAGGAUCUGCGCGACUCCUACCGUGGCACGGACUCCCCGCGUGCACAGAAUAACGAGAUAUGGGGCUGCAAUAUCUACACCGAUGAUUCCGACCCGCUGCUGGUGCUGAGGCACUGCGGUCUCUCCAUCUCGGACUACAAUGGGGCCCACAGGACGCCCGCAAACGCGGAAAACAGCGACAAUGUCCAAGGAACCGUCCCACCAGAGGGCACACCGUUCGAUCUCGAGGUCGACAUCUUGCUACUGCCGACGUUGCAAAGCUACCCCGGUGUGAAACAGUUCGGUGUCACUUCGAGAGCCUGGGGCAUCGACACCCCGACACCACACGACGGUCUCAGCUAUGGGAUCUACGCCAUUAGGAUUACUUCAAGAGAUACCUCAACAAGGAACAUAGACCCCCAGCACCAGCGAGUCGAUACCUCGCACUGGGAGACGGAAGGCCCUCGCAUUUAG
This is a messenger RNA of Torulaspora globosa, 864 nucleotides long. It is a transcript of the gene RXT3, whose product is annotated as Rxt3p. NCBI's taxonomy places the organism in Eukaryota, Fungi, Ascomycota, Saccharomycetes, Saccharomycetales, Saccharomycetaceae. Bases 1 to 864 code for a protein of 287 amino acids. The transcript has a single exon. The record is from RefSeq and is a predicted model, not a curated record.